Cyprinodon variegatus (sheepshead minnow) is the source of this 1652-nucleotide messenger RNA. It is a transcript of the gene sdc2, whose product is annotated as syndecan-2-like. The record is from RefSeq and is a predicted model, not a curated record. Gene Ontology annotation, biological process: cell migration. Lineage: Eukaryota; Metazoa; Chordata; Actinopteri; Cyprinodontiformes; Cyprinodontidae. Gene Ontology annotation, cellular component: cell surface; membrane. The transcript is spliced from 4 exons. Bases 127 to 702 code for a protein of 191 amino acids.
CCUGGUUGCUGUUUUCUAGCUGAAGCUUGAUGCUAAAUUUAAAAACGUUCUUCCUCUGGUAACCCUAACCCUGACUUUAGUCUGAUUGAGCUGAGGAACGUAGAUCUUCAUGCGUGGGUUUCUUAGAUGGUUUUAACGUUCUACCUUUUCCAGUCGGCGGCAGCAGCCAGCAGCUCCUCUCAGAGAGACGACUUGUUCCUGGAUGAUGACGGAUCAGGCGGUUUCUACCCAGAAGACGAUGAUGACUUUAGCUCCGCCUCCGGCUCAGGUGGAGAAGAAGAAAAGCUGGAGGAGACGAUGACGGUCAGCAGGGUUUAUAUCGAUCCCAGAGCAGCAGAGCCCACCAAGGACGCCACCAAGUUCUUCACUCCAAGCGUGGAGCCCGGCGUGGAGGGAAAGGCCGCGAAGACGGAGGAUCCACUUCCAGCCACAGAGGACCAGAACCAGUUGACCAGUAGCACCAGAUCUCCUGGUUCUGCUCUGGAAACCGUUGAAGUUCGAACUGAAACCCUUUUCCAGAGGACGGAGGUGUUGGCAGCUGUUAUUGCAGGCGGCGUGAUCGGCUUCCUGUUUGCCAUCUUCCUCAUCCUCCUGCUGGUGUACAGAAUGAGGAAGAAGGAUGAAGGCAGCUACGACCUGGGAGAGAGGAAGGCUUCUGGAGCAGCUUAUCAGAAAGCUCCCACCAAGGAGUUUUAUGCAUAAAGUCUGGUCUCUGUGACACCCUGUUGCCAUGGCGACCUUCCGUCUCCUCCUGGAGAGUAAAGAUGUCCGCUUCAUGUUCCUCAUGAUGCUCCUCCUGCCGUUUGUUCCGACCCGCCAGGCCCGGUUUGGUUCUUUUAUUAAUGUGGAUCAGAGCCUGAAGACAGAGUCUCUGUUGGUGGAUCUUUGCACAGUUCUGGAUGAGAGGCUGAAGGUUUUGAUCCAGAUGGGAAGCAGCAGAACUCAUUCUUCACUGAGACCCAACCAGGUCUCAGUGAAGAAAAGGUCUCUGCUCUCCUCUGCUGGUCCUGGUAGAACCUCACAUAUACGUUAGUCUCUUUAGGUCUGAAUCAGGUUCACUAAUGAGAGAAACCUUCAAAGUGCCUUCAUGUCUGUUAGGACAGAACCAGAGACCCUCAGAGUGUUUGUUAAUCCUCUCAAUUGGACCAUUGUCGUUGGAUCCAACACUGAAUAAACUUUGAGGCCUAAAAUCUGCCUUUUUCUUCCACUGACUAUAGUUUGAAUUCAAGGUUCUGACCUCAGUAGAUCCUCGCAGCUAGAUGCUGAAGAUGUGCUCUGGAUCCUCCCUUCAACUAGUGAGCUUUGGUCCGCCGGGUCUGUGAGGGUUAUGGAAACCAACCACCAUCUCUGAGGCGUUUAGCAUCGUCUUUGGAUAUCCUCCACAGUAACUGCAGCGUUGCAUGGCUCUAUUCAGGCAUGCAGACGACCGAUAACACCGAUGGAAGGUGUGUUUUUCAGUGUUCAGUCCUGUUUCUCUCCUAUAGCUCUGGGCUCAGCUUCUACUGGGUCUAACUGGAUCUUCUCUCUUUCAUUCAUUGACAUAAAAACUGGACCUAACUAGACAGAGCCACCUGUCUGGUUAGGGUUUACCAAUGGCGUUUCUAACAUAGAAAGUUAUUUUUCUAUGUCUGCUUCUGUCUCCUUGAACCCCA